AUGUUCACCUUCCUCCUCCUCUGCAUCGUCGUGGUCACUUAUGCCAUCGACUUCAACCUCUUCCUCGGAGUGGUGCUGGCCGUCGCUCUGUUCUUCUCCCUCGCCAUCCGCCGCCUCUGGCCCCUCCUCAAGUGGCUCUUCACCGAGGACCAGGUCAAGCCCACCCCCAUCACCCCCGCCGCCGCCUUCCCCCAACCCACUUACGGACCCGGCCCCGACGAGGACUGGGACCUUCCCAUCCUCCCCUCCAGCACCACCACCACUGCUGUCUCCACUCCUGUCCUCGACGACACCCCCACCCCCACCUCUGUCCCCGUGAUCGACGCCUCGACCAUGUUCAGGCGCGACUUUGAGCUUCCCACCCUCGAGAUGCGCAAGUUUGCCGCCACGGCCUUUGCCAUCCCCACCCCCGCCUUUGAGAGUGAGUCCGAGUUCUAUGCCGACGUCUCCACCGACGAGCACGACAUCUCCGACUCGCUCUCCAUCUCGACCGUCUCCACCCUCCCCGCCGACUUUGGCGCCGACUACAAGCUCCCCGACUCGGUGUACCACUGCUCGGACCUGCGCUGCAAGAGGUGCCACCCUUUCGAGGUGUUCAGCAUCCUCAAGCCCAAGCGCUCGUUUGAGGCGAGCAAGGAGCCCCAGAACCGCCACGCUCCUCGCAAGGCAGUGGGCUUUAGCGACAUUUCGAUCGUGUACCACUUUGACGCCGCGCGCACCCCCAAGCUCGCCAACACGGUCACCCCGCUCCCGGGCGUCCUCAAGCCCGAGGCGCUCAUCCUCAAGCCCAUCCGCAAGCACCGCUCCCCCAUCACGGUGCUCAUGGAGGCCAAGGGCCGCGCCCAGCGCCGCAAGCGCAACGCGAGGAACGCCGACGAGGCCGUCCUCGCCGCCUGGGACCAGUACUGCGACAUGAUGCAGGAGUUCUGCGACUGGUUCCUCGACGCGGGCGGUGCCGCAUGGUAG
Molecule: messenger RNA, 966 nt
Organism: Apiotrichum porosum
Lineage: Eukaryota; Fungi; Basidiomycota; Tremellomycetes; Trichosporonales; Trichosporonaceae
Exons: 1
Coding region: 1-966 (321 amino acids)
Source: RefSeq, a predicted model, not a curated record